Molecule: messenger RNA, 1371 nt
Organism: Petromyzon marinus (sea lamprey)
Lineage: Eukaryota; Metazoa; Chordata; Hyperoartia; Petromyzontiformes; Petromyzontidae
Source: RefSeq, a predicted model, not a curated record
CCCCUCCUGAGGGGACCCCCCCUCCUGAGGGGGGCCUCCCCGCUCAGGGCCCCCCGCCCGAGGGGUCUGCGCGGCCAGGGGAGGCCUCGCUCCCCGCCUGUCUCAUCGUGCUGGGCAUGGCCGGCUCGGGCAAGACGACGUUCGUGCAGAGGGUGACUGCGUACCUACACACGCACAGGCGUGCUCCGUACGUCAUUAACCUGGACCCGGCUGUAUACGACCUCCCGUUCCCAGCAAACAUCGAUAUCCGGGACACGGUGAACUACAAGGAGGUCAUGAAACAGUACGGUCUGGGUCCCAACGGAGGCAUCGUCACCUCUCUCAACCUCUUUGCAACGCGCUUCGACCAGGUGAUGACCUUCAUUGACAAGAGACGCAGCGAGACAGAGUUUGUUGUGAUCGACACGCCGGGCCAGAUCGAGGUGUUCACUUGGUCGGCGUCAGGGACCAUCAUCACCGAGGCGCUGGCCUCCACGUUCCCCACCGUGGUGCUCUAUGUGAUCGACACCUCUCGCAGCGUCAGCCCCGUCACCUUCAUGUCCAACAUGCUCUACGCAUGCAGCAUCCUGUACAAAACUAAGCUCCCCUUCAUUGUGGUGAUGAACAAGACGGACAUCGUGUCCCACGAGUUUGCGCUGGAGUGGAUGCAGGACCUGGAGUUGUUCCACGAGGCGCUGGAGCAGGACUCCUCCUACAGCAGCAACCUCAGCCGCUCCCUCAGCCUGGUGCUCGACAGCUUCUACGUCGACCUGCGAGUGGUGGGCGUCUCUGCGGUGACCGGCGCUGGGAUGGUGGAGCUGUUUGAGGCCGUGGAGAAAGCGAAGGAGGAGUACGCGAGGGAAUAUCGGCCCGAGUACGAACGCCUCAAGCAGAUCAAGCACGAGGACGCCGCCAGACGUCAGCAGGAGCAGCUGACUCGGCUGCACAAGGACCUGGGCGCGGUGCACAUGGGCACCGUGAGCGAAGCUGAGGUGGUCCUGCGGCCGGGCCCCUCGGAGCUGCUGCUCACGAGGGGCGGCGGCGACAACAACUACGACGAGGACGACGAGGACGACGGCGACAGCGACGACGACUGCGAGCGCACGGAAGAGAGCAACGAAGGCUCCUCGUUCCUGAACUUCACCCAGAAGGCCCCCAGGAAGCUGUGAUGAUGCCCCCCCCUGCCCCGACCCCUUGGUGGAGGGCGUCACGCGGAGCGCCCUCCCUGCCUGCAGUUCGUGCCCCCUGUUGUGCACGAGCUGUUAGCGUGGAGUUGGAUGGGCGGAGUUUGUUCCACCCCCACUCCACACUACACACUCACCACCCACUCACCACCCACUCCACACUCCACACUCACCACCCACUCACCACCCACUCCACACUCACCACCCA